Adineta steineri is the source of this 267-nucleotide messenger RNA. NCBI's taxonomy places the organism in Eukaryota, Metazoa, Rotifera, Eurotatoria, Adinetida, Adinetidae. The record is from the annotation of a GenBank genome assembly.
AUGGGUAUUUCUCGAUCAUCUUCCAUUGUUCUCGCUUAUCUAAUGAAAUAUCAUCAUGAUACUUUAAUGGAAGCUCACGAUUUUUUACUUGAUCGUCGUCCUAUAUCAUGUCCAAAUCCUGGUUUUCUUCUGCAAUUGAUUCGAUACGAAAAGAAAUUACGUAAUAGUGGAGUAAUUGAUAAACAAAAUAAUAAUGAUGAUAAACAGAAUCCAAUCAAAACACUCGAUAUACCAAAUACUUCCAACAUCGAGUGGUCGUUCGACUAG